AUGUCGUCCUUCUUGCUNUUUUGCAUCGCCCAGCUACCAACCUCGCACAACUUCUUCUCUUUUGUUCGUGACUCAACUCAGACGACAUUUGAUCCAUUCUGCACUUCACCACCGAUCGGUCCAUUCACUAGCGACUUCCAGGAUCGGGAACAAAUACGCCAUUUCGUCGUCACUCGAAUCGACGACCCUCCAUCAGGAAGCGACUUGGAGGCAUGCCAGUACGCACUGCUCGAUGAGCGCAGUAUCACAGACCAGACAGUUGUUUUGGCGCACUCGUACUCGAGCCUCAGCAUGCGCGACCCGGAAACCAUGACCGAAGACGAGUUGGUCCAGUGGGAAAUUGACUGCGAUGAAGACAAUCCAGACGACUCUUGGCGUGAAUGGCGAGUCAGGUUUGAUGACGCAGAUUCUCUUUCAACCCAUUUGUGCUUUGAGAGCGAUUUCACAGUCAAGCUUUACAAUGAUGAUUUCGUAGCGGCGCAUACUGAUGCGGACGGCGUGCUGCAGCUCAAGUCUGCCUUGAAGGCAUAUGAGGAUGCUUUCUCCGAUGACUAG
Messenger RNA from Aureobasidium musti, 555 nucleotides. The record is from the annotation of a GenBank genome assembly. Lineage: Eukaryota; Fungi; Ascomycota; Dothideomycetes; Dothideales; Saccotheciaceae.